Molecule: messenger RNA, 2055 nt
Organism: Microbotryum saponariae
Lineage: Eukaryota; Fungi; Basidiomycota; Microbotryomycetes; Microbotryales; Microbotryaceae
Source: the annotation of a GenBank genome assembly
AUGGUGCAUUACACCUUUGUCAAACGACGAUUCCUGCAAUACACCUCGGCGCUCCUCUGCGUGUGGCUCCUUCUCUCGUACCUCGAGCGUCGUCGAGCGACGUCAUCGUCCUCGUCCGUUCAUCCCAUCUCGCUCCUCCUCCGAAGUGGGGAAGCGAUUCAUCGAGCGCGCCAACUGGAGCAACCCAAGACGUUGGAGGAAGCGGUGAACAAGUACAUGGCUCGACAUAAGCGAUCACCACCGAAGGGGUAUGAGCAAUGGUUCCGUACGGCGCGCAGACUCAAGGCUUGUCGCAUCGAUGGGUUCGAGGACCUUUAUCAGUCGCUUACGGUGUAUUGGGCACUGAGUGGCGAAGAAAUUAGGUGGGUGAAAGCAUCAUGUUCUGAACUCGGAAUGAGAGCUGAUCGAACCCAAAAUUGCGACACAGGCAGAGGCAAGAGCAGCUCGGUACCUUCGGAGGGAUGGGGCGGGUCCGAGUCAGGGGUGGUCAGGUCGUCAGCAUCAACGAGCUGGAGCGAGAGGGUAGUCUCGGAUUCGAGAGUGACGCACGAAAAGCGUUCCAUGAGAUGCUAGAAGCCACAACUGAACAGUUCAAUGUUGCCUUGCCCGAUCGUGAGUUACUUCUUCAUCAUCCGGAAUUCUACCAGCCCACACCUGGUCCGCGUUUCAGUUUUUAUGGCCUGAUCACUGGAUAGCUCGAAUAUUCCCACUGAUUGCUCCAACUUUUACCAACUAAAAGUGGACAUGUUCAUCAACGCCUACGACGAACCACGGAUGUCACUGCCCUUCGAGCUCCGGGAUGGAUUAGAGAAGAUGGCGGCGACGAGGAAGGUCCGCGCCCCUAUCAACGAGUCGCUCACCGUCUACAGCUUCGGUGCCAAACCCUACACGCUCUCCAAGUUCGACCAUACGUGUAUGAGAGGGGACUGUCCGACGUCGAUUGAGGCACUGCGUGCGGCUUGCCCACCCGACUCGCCUUUUCGCCACGCCGAGCUUCCCGAAGCCCCUGGCAAGGACCCGGUGAUCACGCAAAAGUAUACCAAGCCCUUUACGACCGCGCGCGGCAAUUUCCUCGUCUCACCUCGAAUGGAACAAGACACCUGGUGCGACCAACCCGAUCUCGCAUCGUUGCAUUCGGCCUACAUCCACCCUCUCUCGUUCACGUACUGGAACCAACUCUUCCCCGUUUUCAGCAACUCGCGCAUCGGCGGUUACCACGACAUCAUUAUCCCUUCGUGGUGGUACUGGUUCAACGAAAGUCCGCACCUCGCACACGAGGACCCAAAGUGGGAGAAAAAGAAGCCGAACUUGUUUUGGCGAGGCAGCAACACGGGCGGGUAUUCGCUCGAUUUGAACUGGCGAGGAUGGUUGAGGUCGCGCGUCGUUUCCAAGACGAACCGACCGAGCGAAUGGCCUCACAUCGAGGACGUGCUCCUCGCCGAUGCGGAUGACCGUAUCAUUCAUGCCAAACUCCCCGCCGCGGCACUCAACAGUGCGCUCACGGAUAUCGCAUUUGCCUCCCCUGAUCAAGGUCACCCCAACUCGCUCUACUACCAAAAGACUGAGCCCAGCUUCCGCUACACGGGCCGCGUACCUUUUUCGGAGAACUACAAGAGCAAAAUGAUGCUCGAUCUCGACGGCACUGCUUACUCGGGUCGUUUUCGCACCUUCAUGAAGAGCCGAGGCGCGGUCGUCAAGGCUCAUCUAUUUCGAGAAGGUAUCGAGGAUUCGCUCAUCCCUUGGUACCACUACAUCCCCGUCGGCGUAAGGCUGACCGAGCUUUACUCGGUCCUCGGCUACUUCUUCGGUGGUGCCCCCGCAGUGGAGCAUGCGCACAAGUUGGGUUUGAUGCGUCUGGUCGGUUGGCGCAAGACCAAAGAGGCUGAACGUGGCUUCUCGAGGGACGACGAGCUGCGGCAGAUCGCGCAGAGGGGUACCACCUGGGCGUCGCAGUGCGCGCGGAGGGAGGACCUGAUGCUGCAUGCGUGGCUGAUUGCUUUGGAGUGGGGACGCCUGACGAGCGACGACCGCGGCCGCCAGAGCCUCGUUUUGUAG